Betta splendens (Siamese fighting fish) is the source of this 938-nucleotide messenger RNA. Its product is annotated as small lysine-rich protein 1. The transcript has 3 exons. The record is from RefSeq and is a predicted model, not a curated record. NCBI's taxonomy places the organism in Eukaryota, Metazoa, Chordata, Actinopteri, Anabantiformes, Osphronemidae. Bases 159 to 410 code for a protein of 83 amino acids.
UGUGAAUUCACAGGCAAGCAGCCAACCCUCUGUCCAGUUUGUCUCCAUGACAACAGGAAAUAAACAAACAGGGUAUCAUCGAGACAUUCGAAGCCACUCUCUGGUGCCAUGUCCACAGCCGAUAACUGAUCACACCGGAUGCCACCUGGUGUUUUACAAUGCCACCCAAAUCCAACAAAUCAAAGUCCAACAGGUCCAAGUCCACUAAGAAGACCGGGAGUCAAAAGAGAACUAAAAAAAGAUCCACCAGUGCCAAACCCACAGACGUGGACCUCCUCAGCCCAGCAGCUAUGGAGAACGUCUACUACAUCUCUCACAACGCGGUCGACUGUUUGCAAUUCAGAGGCUUCGGGUCGCCCAAGUCAAACAAAAAGAAAAAGAAGGGAACCAAGAAAAAGAAGAAAAAGUAACAUGCAUGUUUGCCAAAGGCCUCAGCAGCAGCACCAUCAGGUGGAACGAUGUGUCAUUUCACACAGCGAGGCUUAGACGAAGAGAAAACCGAGAAAGUGCAGUAACACGGACAGAAAUGGAAGAAACACAUUCAACUUUUGUGCCAGUAACACAACCAAGCCUGUACAUGUAUUCUCAGCAACUUUAUUAUACUAAAGAUUUACAAUUGCAUUCUAGAACGUUUGAGAAAAUAUUGACCUGCUGCAAUGCAAAAGAAAGGCAAGAGCAUAGAAUAUUCAUUUUCAUUUGGGAGGAGAUUAGAGUAAAGGUUCAAACACCACAGUGCUCUCCUGGACAUCCCCAGAUCCCCCUUGUUCUAUAAAUCCAGUCUUUAAACAAUUUAGAACAUUUGGCUACUGUCAAACCAUGUGGAAGGCGCAAAACAAGCUGUUCCAGGCACGGUCAAUAUUCUGCAGGUACACUUCCUGUAUUUCCAUAAAUGUACACGCAUUAUACAAUAACUCUGUGAAAUAAAUAGUUUAUCUGCA